GCUUCAGCUUAAGAGUUAAGGUAAAGGUGAAUUGGGAAUUUUUUGAGCUUCAUCGUUUUCAUAAUGGCAAAAAAAGACGAAGGAUAUGCCGUUGGAAUAGACCUUGGAACUACGUACUCUUGUGUUGCUGUGUGGCAAGAACAACAUGGUAGAGUUGAGAUUAUUCACAAUGAUCAAGGCAACAAAACUACUCCUUCUUUUGUUGCUUUCACUGAAGAUCAUCAAAGAUUGAUCGGCAAUGCUGCUAAAAAUCAAGCUGCGACUAAUCCACAAAACACUAUCUUUGAUGCUAAGAGACUGAUUGGUAGGAAGUUUAGUGAUCCUAUAGUUCAAAAAGAUAUAAUGUUGUGGCCAUUCAAGGUCAUUGCAGGUGUGAAUGACAAACCAAUGAUUUCCCUCAACUAUAAAGGGCAAGAUAAGAGCUUCUGUGCCGAGGAAAUCUCGUCUAUGGUACUCACAAAGAUGAGGGAGAUUGCAGAGGCGUAUUUGGAAUCACAAGUUAAGAAUGCUGUCAUUACUGUCCCGGCUUAUUUUAAUGAUUCGCAGCGAAAAGCCACUAUUGAUGCUGGUAUCAUUGCUGGUCUUAAUGUUUUGAAGGUAAUCAAUGAACCAACUGCUGCAGCUAUUGCAUAUGGCCUUGACAAGAGAAUUAACUGCGUUGGAGAACGGAAUAUUUUUGUGUUUGACCUUGGUGGUGGGACUUUUGAUGUGUCUCUUCUUACUAUUAAGGAUAAGGUCUUCCAAGUUAAGGCUACUGCAGGAAACACUCACCUUGGAGGAGAGGACAUUGAUAAUAGAAUGGUGAACUAUUUUGUAGAGGAGAUCAAAAGGAAGAAAAAGUUAGACAUUAUUGGGAAUCCAAAAGCCUUGAGGAGGUUGAGAACUGCGUGUGAGAAGGCAAAACGAACACUUUCUUUUGCUAAUGUGACCAAUGUUGAGGUGGAUGCUUUAUUUCAGGGUGUUGAUUUUUCUUCGUCAAUCACUCGUGCCAAGUUUGAUGAAAUUAAUAUGGACCUUUUUGAUGGGUGCAUGGAGAUUGUCGAGAAGUGUCUUACUGAUGCUCAAAUGGACAAGAGUAACGUUGACGAUGUUGUCCUUGUUGGUGGAUCGUCUAGGAUUCCUAAAGUGCAGCAACUAUUGCAAGACUUCUUCCAUGGGAAGGAAGUAUGCAAGGGCAUCAACCCUGACGAGGCUGUUGCUUAUGGUGCAGCGGUUCAGGCCGCUUUGUUGACUGGAAGCUUUAGCAGUGUUCCAAAAUUGGUUCUGAUGGAUGUUGCACCGCUGUCUCUUGGUUGGAAGUUAAUAAAUGAUGUCAUGGCUUUUGUAAUUCCUAGGAACACUUCUAUUCCUGUCAAGAAGACAAAACAAUAUGUUACGAUUAAAGAUGAUCAGUUGAAAGUUUUGAUUGAGGUCUACGAGGGUGAGAGACCAAAAGCAACUGAUAAUCAUCUUCUUGGUUCCUUCAUUCUUUCUGGUUUAACCCCUGCUCCUCGUGGCCAUCCUUUCGAUGUGUGCUUUAAUGUUGAUCAAAACGGUAUUUUAACCGUUUCUGCCAUCGAUAACUCAACUGGUAGCAUGAAUGAAAUUACAAUAACCAAUAACAAGGGAAGGUUGUCAACUGAAGAAAUUAAAAGAUUGAUUCAAGAAGCUCAAGAUUUCCGUAUUGAAGAUAAGAAAUUCUUAAGAAAGGCGGAAGUAAUGAAUGCACUGGACCUCUGUAUUUACAAAGUGAGAAAUGAGUUGAAGAAGAAGGAUAUUAAUCUAAAGCUCUCUUCAGAAGAAAACAAGAAGGUCAAGGAUGCAAUUACAAUGGCUACAGAUUUGCUUGAUGAGAAUGACCAACAGAAUGGAAUUGAUGUUCUCGAGGAUCACCUGAAUAAGCUUGAGAGUAUGUAUCAGCGUAUUAUAGCCAAAUACUGAUAGCUUUUACUAUUUUAUUACUAAUCUUUUAAGUUUUUUCUUAGCUUUAUUCUGUAAGCAAAUGCAGAAAAUGUGCAGGGAUGUUAAUAACUGAAGCUUAAUGUAUUCGUGCGCAUCUUUCUGUUGAAGCAUGACUCGAUUUAUAUAUAUUUACAAGGAAAGUGUUCUGAUUUUUACAAUACAUUUUUCUUCUUAAGCACUGUUAUGAAUCAGUGUAACUUCUUCUUAUGCAUCUAUUCAUCAGCAUCAAUUCCAACCCAAUUAAUAAAA
Messenger RNA from Vicia villosa (hairy vetch), 2190 nucleotides. Its product is annotated as heat shock cognate 70 kDa protein-like. Bases 64 to 1920 code for a protein of 618 amino acids. Gene Ontology annotation, molecular function: ATP hydrolysis activity; ATP-dependent protein folding chaperone; misfolded protein binding. Gene Ontology annotation, cellular component: cytoplasm. Gene Ontology annotation, biological process: cellular response to unfolded protein; protein refolding. NCBI's taxonomy places the organism in Eukaryota, Viridiplantae, Streptophyta, Magnoliopsida, Fabales, Fabaceae. The record is from RefSeq and is a predicted model, not a curated record. The transcript has 2 exons.